AUAUUGGGGAUCUUGUUUCCAUAGACCGAGCUGUCUAUGCAUUAAAGAAUUCAUGGUAUGGUCAAGGAAGCUACAAGGAAGGAUUUGAUGGAAGCCAUGGUGCAAGGUGAUUCUACUGGUAUGUUCGCAUGCCCUUAUACUAGUGCGGCAUUGACAGCCUUGAUUAAGCUUAGAAGAAGUGGGAUUGUCAGUCCUAUGGAUCGGACAGUGGUGGUGACUGGUGAGCAUUACUCACGGAUUGAAAUUUACGAGUAAGAUUGAUUAUCACUCAGGGAUAUCAAGGAUAUAGUUUGCCAGUUUGCUAAAUCCUCCCCUUCAAGUGAAGGCUAAUUUUGAGUCAGUGAUGGAUGUUUUGAAGAAGAAUUUGUUGAGCAAGGCAAAUUAGGCACUUGCAAGCAUUGUAAGUUUUGCUCAUGUACUCUCUCUUACUCUUUGCUUGUAGGUCAUGUAUUUUAUUGAUUAGUGCAUUCCUAGUUAGGAUUUGGAGUUAUUUGAAUUAUAGCUCUUGCUAGAGGGAAACCUCUAUAUAAACUAUGGCAGCAUUGUCGAUCUUUGCAUGAGCUUAUUAUCAUUUUAACUUAAUGACACUUUCUUUAGCUGCUAUUUACAUGUUCCCUUGCUAUCUAAUGGAGCAUGUUUGUAAGUUCAUUCUUAUGUCUUGAACAUUUAUAUAUCGUUUGGUCUUUUUAUUAAAACCAUUGGAAGGUAAGCUGAGAUUGUGUUUAUAUUGAUAGUUCAAGUAUGCGUUUUAUAAGCCUGCAAUCUUUUGCUUAGACACUUCAAAAAAAAUCUUCUAGCCAUCUAAAUAGCUUCUUGUCCCCUUCUCUUGUUUCUUAGGCAUCUGUAGACUGAAUGAAUCCUCAGCCCUGUCUCAAUCCAGAGUGCAAACUACAAUUCAAUUUUUGAUGCAGAUGCUUCUAGAUUCUAGUGGUCUUGCUAGGGGUAGCAAUGGUUGGUGCGAAACUGGUACUCUGGUUUCACUUGUCAUAAAUUAAUGUACUUUUGUUAUGAUAUGGUUGACGCUUAUUCAGGUGUUGUGUCAUCUUUGGUAGCCUAAUAUAAUUUCCUUCUUAAA
Molecule: messenger RNA, 1075 nt
Organism: Rubroshorea leprosula
Lineage: Eukaryota; Viridiplantae; Streptophyta; Magnoliopsida; Malvales; Dipterocarpaceae
Source: the annotation of a GenBank genome assembly